Geodia barretti is the source of this 303-nucleotide messenger RNA. The record is from the annotation of a GenBank genome assembly. NCBI's taxonomy places the organism in Eukaryota, Metazoa, Porifera, Demospongiae, Tetractinellida, Geodiidae.
AUGAGCGAGCGACAACUCGGGGAUGUCGGUACCGAGAUGCAAUGGGAGGACGAGCACGUCAAGACGUGGGAUCUCGUGCUGGUGCCUGGUCAGUCGAGCGACUGGCAUCAGCACGCGAGGCCGUAUGUGUUCAUCGUGACCCGCCCCGGCAGGCUCAAGGCUGAAUACGACGAUGGAACGUCGUCGGAACGGGACUACACCCUCGGCGAAAUCGUACAGGGUCAAUGUGGAUCGAUCCACAGAGUCACCAACGUCGGGGACGAGCUCUACAGUAACUCGAUAGUCGAGAUUAAGCAGGACUGA